GACUGUUGCACCGGUAUUACGGCAGUUAUCGAACCGACGAGGGGCUGCCACGCGGCCGUUCCCUCUCCACAGAGCACGGACACGGUGAGAGACGAGUCACGGUCACCGACAGACACUUCGGACACCCGAGUUACCGUCGGAAACAGUCGCAGGUGCGCGCUCAGGAGGCGGACACGCGUCUCAGCGUGGCUGCAGGCUGCUGCUGCUGCUGCCGCCGCCGCCGGACUCGAACCGGACCGAAGGCUUUGAGGCUCGCAGACCGACGCCAUGAGCUCCAAGGUGUGUAAGAACUGCGGCAGCUCGGACAUCGAUGUGGACCAUGCGCGUGGCGAUGCAGUCUGUAUGGGCUGCGGCUCCGUGCUGGAGGACAACAUCAUCGUGUCCGAGGUGGAGUUUGUGGAGACGGGAGGCGGAGGGUCGCUGGCUGUCGGACAGUUUGUCUCUGCAGAAGCUGGAGCCAAACAUCCUUCUUUUGGAGACACACACCUGACGGGAAUGGGGAGGGAGUCCCGAGCUCAGACACUGCAGAGAGCCAAACAGCACAUCAACACUCUGGGUCACCAGCUGCAGAUGAACCAGCACUGUUUGGACACGGCCUUCAAUUUCUACAAGAUGGCGCUCAUCAAACACCUGACCCGCGGCCGUAGGGCCUCCCACGUCAUCGCUGCCUGCCUCUACCUGGUCUGCCGCACAGAGGGAACACCACACAUGCUGCUGGAUCUCAGUGAUCUCCUGCAGGUGAACGUCUACGUCUUGGGAAAAACUUUUCUCGUCCUGGCCAGAGAACUGUGCAUCAAUGCCCCGGCUAUAGACCCGUGCCUGUAUAUUCCCCGCUUCGCCCAGCUGCUGGAGUUUGGUGAGAAGAACCACGAAGUCUCCAUGACAGCGAUGAGACUGGUGCAGAGGAUGAAGAGGGACUGGAUGCACACGGGACGAAGGCCGUCGGGACUCUGUGGAGCAGCUCUUCUUGUAGCAGCUCGAAUGCACGAGUUUCGCCGCACCGUCAAAGAAAUCGUCAGCAUUGUGAAAGUGUGUGAGAGCACGCUGAGAAAAAGACUGACAGAAUUUGAGGACACGCCCACCAGUCAGCUGACCAUCGAGGAGUUCAUGAAGAUAGAUCUGGACCAAGAGUGUGACCCGCCUUGCUUUACAGCUGGACUAAAGAAGAAAAAGGCCCAGCAGCUGGAGAUGGAGCUGAAGAAAACGAUGGGUGAUGUUGAAGAUGAAAUUCACGGCUACCAGGACGAAAUAGAUGCAGAGCUUCAGAGCAGCAGACCCAAACUGAGAGGAGUGUAUGCCGCUUACGCUAAAGAAGACGGUGAAAAUGACGACGACGACGUCCUCUCCACAUCGUCUAAAAUGUCUGACGAUGGGGAACUGGAGGAGGAAGACGAGCUUCAGGCCGUGGCCAAGCACUUUGGCAAAGACCUCGGCGAGCUCACAGUGGAGGCUCUGAUAAAACUAGAACAGAAGAGUCCGGAGGAGGAGGACGAGGAGAACCGGGAGCAGGGGGAGGAUGUUCCAAUGCGAAAAUGCCCAUCGCUGGCAUCCAUCCUGGGUACAAUGCCCUCAGCAGCCACUCUGGGCCUCUCCGAGUCCAUCAGCAACUGCAUUGGAGACGAGAAGGAGAACGAUGGUGCUGCUGACAGUGGGGAGCUGGACCUGAGUGGGAUAGAUGACAGUGAGAUAGAGCUGUAUCUGCUGGAUGACAAAGAAGUCAAAAUCAAGACGGCGCUCUGGAUGGCGGAAAACUCAGACUACCUCAAAGAGCAGAAAGAAAAGGAGGCAAAGAUAGCGAAGGAGAAAGCGCUUGGGAUCUACAAAGAAAAGAAGCGAAGAGGCCCUUUGAAGAGGCGUCCCCCGAUCCGAGCCAGCACCGCUGACGAGGCCAUCGAGAAGAUGCUGGAGCAGAAGAAGAUCUCCUCCAAGAUCAACUACGAUGUCCUGAAAGACCUCAACAUCAAGCCCGGCGCCAGCCCGUCCCGCAAGGUCGAGUCCCCGAAGAAGGAGCCGUCUGCCGCCACGCUGACCGGACGCCACCGCAGACCUGCACGAGCUCCGCUCAGCCUCAGCACCCCGCUAAGCACCCUGGGAAAAAGGUUGCAGCCGUUCAUCACCGGACAGCCCAACAAGAAGCUGGCUGUGGAGCAGGUUUCUACCUCCAGCCUCUUGCCGGGGCCUGUGGGAGCCCACGCCAGCGGAGUGGUGGUGGAGAGCGGGCCGGUCGUCUACGAUGAUCCGGCUGCUGAUGAGGAAGAUGAGGAGGAGGAGGAGACCUGUGUCAGCGCCAUGGAGCUGAUGGGCAGCAACGAUUACGGCUGUGAUGGAGACUACGACGAUGGAUUCUAGCUGUGGGUUACCGAUCCCACACAGAGAGGACGAUUCUGAAGCCCUAACUGCAUCGAAUGUUUAUGACCGGGAACACAAAGUGGCUGCACAUCAGAGCUGUGACGCCCAGAGGGACGAGGAAUUCCCAUCAGGAAUAAACGGGACAGGCGUGCCAGAGAACAAAAGCUGGAAAAAUCUGACUCUGUGUCCCGUUUGUCACCUCGUCUGGAGGACACACAGCGUGGCUGCUGACAGAGCUGGAGAGGAGGACAUUGAAAAUCAAAGGCAGGAAGUACUUCAGAGCGCACAGGUGUUCAGACAGAAAACGUACAAAGGACUUUUCAGCAGCAUAAAAACGACUGUUUUAAUAUGAAGCUUUCAUUGUUAAAGAGUCGUUUAGAUGCUGGUGAAACAAAAACACAGAAGAAAAACUUAACAUAACAUUUAACCUCCUUUUAAUCCACACAUCUUUUGACCUGUAAAAUACCAAAUCAGAUGAGUGUCGACGUUUAUCUGCAGGACUCCGUGUUUUGAUUUCAAAGCUGUGUCCCUUCUUCAUGGUUAUGUUAAGAUUUUCAGGAAGACAGAAAACAUGAUCAUCUUUUCAUUCAUUUCAACACUCGGGUACUUACCACGGCGUAACUUUGAGUACUUCCUGCCAUGUUUGUGAGCUUCACUGUCCCUCAGCUGUAACACGUAAUUAAAACAAGCAUCUAUCAGUCAGGUAGCGUGAGAUCAAUCAUCAUUAUCAGAUGGAUAUUUAUUAAUGCCUUAGGUUAGUGGACAGACGCGUGCUGUCUGCUUCUCUGAAGCCAAAGUAUUUCAGUGUUGUGGCCUUUGAACAGUUUAAUCCCAGGUUUCGUGCCAAUGUUUGCAGAGAUGUUAUUGAAUUUUAAUUUUAAUAAUUUUCUAAGUUACUUUGAGGAAAUGAUGCUUGGAUUGGUUUUUAUUCUGCUGUUCAUUUGGUUUGAGCUUUUUUUUUCUUUAUUGUUUUGAGACUGAACCGAUUGUUUAUGAUUAAUUUAAUGAGACUGUGUCAUUGGAUUUAUGUUAAUGGUUCUUUAUGAUGUCCCGGGAUGUAAAUACAUUCUCUGCAGUGUUAUGUUUUCCAGACGAACGAGGAGCCCAAUCAGAGAAUGGAUCUAUUUUUUAUUUAAGCUUUUAUGAGUUUUGUUUUGGAAGAAUGAAAGUUUGGAGGUGAAGGAGCUUGUGGCCUUUUCACUGUGUCCACACAACAGAAUUUAACAUGACUGCCUCCGUGCUGCUGCUCUAAGUCAUGAUGUUACAUCUGUGUAUUGUUGUGUGAAUUUGCUGCUACAAUAAA
Toxotes jaculatrix (banded archerfish) is the source of this 3652-nucleotide messenger RNA. It is a transcript of the gene brf1a, whose product is annotated as BRF1 RNA polymerase III transcription initiation factor subunit a. Gene Ontology annotation, molecular function: RNA polymerase III type 3 promoter sequence-specific DNA binding; TBP-class protein binding; RNA polymerase III general transcription initiation factor activity. Gene Ontology annotation, biological process: transcription preinitiation complex assembly; transcription by RNA polymerase III; DNA-templated transcription initiation. The record is from RefSeq and is a predicted model, not a curated record. Bases 268 to 2349 code for a protein of 693 amino acids. Gene Ontology annotation, cellular component: transcription preinitiation complex; transcription factor TFIIIB complex; nucleus. NCBI's taxonomy places the organism in Eukaryota, Metazoa, Chordata, Actinopteri, Toxotidae. The transcript has 19 exons.